Aegilops tauschii subsp. strangulata is the source of this 1669-nucleotide messenger RNA. RefSeq lists its product as uncharacterized. NCBI's taxonomy places the organism in Eukaryota, Viridiplantae, Streptophyta, Magnoliopsida, Poales, Poaceae. The record is from RefSeq and is a predicted model, not a curated record.
GAGUGAACCUGACUCAGAAGACCAGCCCCCUUGCCAUCCUCGUGCUGCCUCAGGCUAUAGAAAAGGAGGCCACGCGGAUCUCCAGGAUCAAUGGGCUCGUUCGAUCGGAGUAGUAAUUAAGCCAGAAGUUGACCAAGGAGCUCUGUAUCAAGAGGCGCGCGCGGAUCUCCUGUACCAAGGCUCUACCAAGUACUAUACGCUGUUGUUGGUCAGCCAGCUCUCCUUCCGGUUCCGGCACGGCCAAUUCCAAAAUGGAGAUGGUGAGAGCAUGCAUGCGGCCUGCCGCCUCCGCGUCCUCGGGGCCCCGCGUGCUCGUGCUCGGCGGGACUGGCCGUGUCGGCGGCUCAACGGCCACCGCGCUCUCCCAGCUCCGGCCCGACCUCAACAUCCUCAUCGGCGGAAGGAACCGGGAGAAAGGUAUGCCGCUGGUAUCUAAGCUUGGACAGCGAUCUGAGUUCAUCCACGUUGAUAUUCGCAAUUCAAGCAGGCUGAAAGAGGUGUUGGAGGGUGUGGAUUUGGUGGUUCAUGCCGCUGGACCAUUCCAGAGGGAUGACAAAUGCACAGUCCUGCAGGCAGCAACAUUUACCAAGACAAGGUACACUGAUAUCUGCGAUGGAGUGGACUAUUCAUGGAGGGCAAAAUCUUUCCAUGAACAAGCAAAAGCUUCCGGCGUCCCAGCUCUCAUAACUGCAGGGAUAUCUCCUGGAGUGAGCAAUGUGAUGGCAGCUGAGCUUGUACGUACUGCAAAAGGCGAGAGUGGUGGUGAACCAGAAACACUGAGAUUCUUCUAUUACAUUGCAGGUACAGGUGGUGCAGGCCCAACUACGUUGGGCACAAGCUUGUUACUUCUUGGGGAGGAUGUAAUUGCCUAUGAUAAAGGGAGCGAAAUCAAACUAAAACCCUACAGUGGAGCUCGCAACAUUGAUUUUGGAAAAGGGAUUGGGAAGAAAUAUGUUUACUUGAUGAACUUACCGGAGGUGAAGAGCACACACAAAAAUUUAGGUCUGCCAACUGUUCAUGCUCUAUUUGGUUCAGAUCCUUUCAUCUGGAAUUGGGGAAUGGAAACGUUCGCAAACUUCUUGCCUUCUGACCUUUUAAGAGAUAAAAAUGUCACUCUAAAGUUUGCUGAGUGUGUUGACCCUUUCAUCCGAGUUAUUGAUGGGAUUGUAGGAGAGCGUGUCGCCAUGAGAAUUGAUCUCGAAAGUUCAAACGGGCACACCACUACUGGAUUAUUUGCUCACAACAAUCUAUCCGUAUCCGUGGGCUAUGCAGCGGCCGCAUUUGCUCUAGCAGUUCUAGAAGGCAGCACAAAGCCAGGGGUUUGGUUUCCAGAAGAGCCAGAGGGAAUAGCUAUUGAUGCAAGGAAGCUCUUGCUCCGACGGGCAUCUCGAGGAGUAACGAACUUCACAAUGAACAAGAAUUCCGGGAUGAUAGAAUGCUGAUCAUAUGGAAAUGAAUCCCCGGGUGAUAGAAUGCUGAUCAUAUGGAAAUUGACGAUGGAAGUUAUAGCUUCAUCAAACUAUUGUACUCUUCCCCCGUAAUCCCCCCUCUCCCUCAAUGUAACUCUGAACUAUAUUCUGGGCUAUUCGGUUGGUAAUAAAGUUCAGGCAGGCGUAAGCCCGCCGUUGAAGCAUAAAAAAAGCAAUGGAAGUUAUGCCUGAGAACAAAA